AUGCCGACCGACGCGAAGGACAAGGAGCGGGAAAAGCGGAGGAAGGAGAAGGAGGGCAAAGACAAGAAGGAUUCCAAGGAGAAGAGGGAGAAGAAGGAUAAGUCCGGUGAUAGAGAGAAGGCCAAGGACGGCAAGCACAGGUCCUCCAAAGAUGGGCCCCAAAAGGACAAAUCGAAGGACAGGCGGUCUAAGGACGGUGGGGGGUCGGAGGGUGCAGCAUCCUCAUCAGCCUCGUCUCGGCCCCAGGGGCCCAGGCAGCCGAUGCGGAACUUGAAAGCAAAGAAAGAAGAGGGCUCCAACUACAUGGCCGGAAUGGAUUUGCCGCCCUCUUCCAGUGAGGGCGAGUCGGAGGAAGAGGACGACUCACGGAAGGACAGGGAUGUGGCCCUGAAGCAGGCCACAGACAAAGAGCAGAAGAAAAUUGCUGACAGGGAACGCAAGCAGCUGGAAAAGGCCCUGAGGAUAAAGGAGGCAGCCCUAAGGGAUGAUGAUAAUGUGUUCGAUGUGUCCUAUGAGGGACAAGGGGAGGAGUCAACACUGAGUGCCACAGAUGUGAAGGUGCACAAGUUGACUGUACGGGUGAAGGGCAAAGAGCUGCUUGUGGACACCAUGGUGACCAUCUCCGCUGGGCGGCGGUAUGGCCUCGUGGGUCCCAAUGGCAAAGGGAAGUCUACCCUGCUGCGGCUGUUGGCCAGACGCCAGAUUCCUGUGCCAGAGAACAUCGAUGUGCUGCUUGUGGAACAGGAGGUUGUGGGGGACGAGAGGACGGCAUUGCAGGCGGUGGUUGAGGCCGAUGUUGAGCUCAUGAGGCUUCGAGCGGAGGAGCAAGAACUGAUGGCGACGUCUGGAGAGGCCACGGUUGGGGAUGCUAGUGCUGCAGACUCUGAGCGGCUUGGGGAGAUCUAUGAGCAGUUGGAGGCCAUUGGCGCAGCGUCCGCUGAGGCUCGCGCCUCCAAGAUCCUUCACGGCCUGGGCUUCUCCAAGGCCAUGCAGGGCCGCCCCACCAACUCCUUCAGUGGCGGUUGGCGCAUGCGCAUAUCACUGGCAAGGGCCCUGUACAUCCAGCCUACACUGCUGUUGCUGGACGAGCCCACCAACCACCUGGACCUGAGGGCAGUCCUGUGGCUGGAGGAGUAUCUGCAGAGGUGGAAGAAGACGCUCAUUGUGGUCAGCCACGACAGGGACUUCUUGAACAACGUGACGACCGACGUGAUCCACCUGCAUGACUUGGGCUUGCACUUCUACAGAGGCAACUUCGUGCUGUUCGAGAGCAGCUAUGAGGCAAAGCGCCGCGAGGUCAACAAGUCAUAUGAGAAAUACGAGAAACAGAUGAAGGCCGCAAAGUCCAGCGGCAACAAGGCCAACCAAAAGAAAGUGGAGGCGCAGCAGAAGUACAAAGCAUCAAAAAAGAGUGGCAAGGUCAAGGACAAGGGGUUCGCCAUGGGGGAGGAUGCCCCACCUCCUGAGCCAGUGGCCCCAAGGAAGUGGUAUGACUACACUGUGUCCUUCGAGUUCCCUGAACCCACAGAUCUGGCGCCGCCACUGAUGCAGCUGAUCGAUGCCGAUUUCAAAUACCCAGGGAGGGAUGACUUUGGACUGCACAAUGUGAACAUCGGCAUCGACAUGGGCUCCAGGGUAGCCAUCGUGGGACCCAAUGGUGCAGGCAAAUCUACUCUGAUGAAUUUGCUUGCAGGUGACAUUGAUCCCAUUUCCGGCGAACAACGACGGAAUAGAAAGCUUCGUGUUGGUCGCUAUGCACAGCAUUUUGUCGAUCUACUGGUGAUGGAAGAGACACCUGUGGAAUACUUACUAUCCAGGUUCCCCCAGUCAGGACUCAAGGCUGAGCAGAUGCGCGCCAGGCUCGGGCGAUUUGGCCUGUCAGGUCACCACCACCUGCAGCCCAUUUGCAAGCUGUCUGGUGGCCAAAAGGCACGCGUGGUGUUCACAUCCAUCUCCCUUCAAGACCCCCACAUCUUGUUGUUCGACGAGCCCACCAACCAUCUGGACAUGCAGAGCAUAGAUGCCCUGUCGGAUGCUGUGAGCGCCUUCCAGGGUGGGGUGGUGGUCAUCAGUCACGAUGCACAGCUGCUGAACACGAUCUGCGAAGAUGAGGAACGCAGCGAGGUGUGGGUGGUGGAAGAUGGACAGAUCAGAACUUACCCUGGAGACUUCAAUGACUACAGGAAUGCCCUCAUCAGGGAAAUUGCAGCAGAGCUAGAUGAAGAUUGA
Molecule: messenger RNA, 2229 nt
Organism: Ostreobium quekettii
Lineage: Eukaryota; Viridiplantae; Chlorophyta; Ulvophyceae; Bryopsidales; Ostreobiaceae
Source: the annotation of a GenBank genome assembly